Nicotiana tabacum (common tobacco) is the source of this 1193-nucleotide messenger RNA. Lineage: Eukaryota; Viridiplantae; Streptophyta; Magnoliopsida; Solanales; Solanaceae. The record is from RefSeq and is a predicted model, not a curated record.
AUAAUCCUGUAGGUUUCAUAGAUUGAUCAAUUGUGGCACCGGCAAUGUGGUGGCGAGGUUUACAUCCUCGAAUUGUUCCACCGGUCAAAAGAUGACCUGCUUUUCUGAAAUGAAUUCUGUUUCCCAAGCAGUUAAUCAUUGGUCAUUGCAUUCCUGGAUGUAUCCGCAGUCUCCUCUACCGCCUUCAGUUAUAUCAGCUUUAACAUUGUCUGCUUCAACGGGAGGGCAACUGGACUUUUUAAGCGAAAGGCAGCUAGCAUGGCAGGAUUCCUUUCGAAGUUUAUAUUACAUGCUUCGGAAGAAUGUUUGCAGCAUCUUCUACGUCUGCACAGCUCAAUUUGUGGUCAUGUUCACCAGUUCUUAUUCUGAGGAAAACUGCAUUUGCAAUGCAUAUAUAUCUCAGUCAACCCGUGGUUUGAGGUCAUUACUCAAAGAACAUGAUGUUUCUUUUUCUAUGCCGCUUUGCCGCUCAAAAUUGGAGGAACUUAGUACAGAAGAGCUGCUUGAGCUUUCAGAGAUUGAGAAACAAAAUCUGGGCCAGGUAAUUUGUCAUGUAGUUGAGACUCACGUGGAAAAAAAUCCGGGAGAGAAAUUUGCUUACAAAUCUUUGUAUUAAUGAUGUCAGAUUCUUUGACUUACUUGUCAAUGCCUAGUUUUAAGAAAGGGAGAAUUGUACAAAGUAUUAAAAAGGGCAGCCCAGUGCACAAAGUAUUCCGCGUUCACGCAGGGUCCGAGGAAGGCUGCACCCUAAGGAGGUGUGAUGUAGGCAGCCUGCCCUGAUGCAAGCAUCAGUGACUGAUUCCACGACUUGAACCCGUGAUCAAUAGGUCACACAGAGACAACUUGACCGUUGCUUCAAGGCUUCCCUUCAAUUGUCCAAAGUAUUGAGUGUUUUUUUCAUGUUAUGUCUGAGUUUCCUUUGCCUUAAUGAACUUAAACUUUCUCAAUGUGGAAAUUUUGGAGUAAUUAUAGUGAUGUAUAAAAUUACUUUAGUGCUUGCUAGAAGAACUGUCGCGGUGUAUUCAAAUAUUGGAUUAUUCAGUUUCCCCUUUUACCAUGAAAAACUUUUUUAUUGUUGAAGUAUGUCAACUGCUUCCUUUAACAGCUUAAACUGCCAGAGACGAGACACUUUAUAGUUCACAACAUUGUCCCCCUGCUCCACCCAAAUAUUUUUUGAUUUUUUUUCCUUGGGC